Messenger RNA from Cloeon dipterum, 8474 nucleotides. RefSeq names its product domino (gene dom). Bases 262 to 8304 code for a protein of 2680 amino acids. The transcript is spliced from 37 exons. NCBI's taxonomy places the organism in Eukaryota, Metazoa, Arthropoda, Insecta, Ephemeroptera, Baetidae. The record is from RefSeq and is a predicted model, not a curated record. Gene Ontology annotation, cellular component: Swr1 complex. Gene Ontology annotation, molecular function: ATP binding; histone binding; ATP hydrolysis activity. Gene Ontology annotation, biological process: chromatin remodeling.
CAAUGUUUCAUCGCAUCAACGCAUCACACUGAAAGCGAGCCAACAGGAACGCAAGAAAUGGACUCCUAACCGAAUUGUUUUUUGCUGAUUUUGGUCUCAGUUGUGUUAAUAGAGCUGCUAGACCAUCCAAUUAUCAAAGUUUAGUCAUCGGGCUGGUGUCAUGGGCACCCAACCCCCCGAUGGAGCCACGAAGGACUGAUUACGGCCGCAAAUUAUUUUCGGGCAUUCCUCUGAUCAACAUGGCGGACCUCCACUUCUAAAAUGCGUGCGCCAAUUAACCAGCAGCCCAGGAGGCAAUUCGUGGUUUCCGGUUCUGGGCAGAUUGUUCAAGGACCAAACCAGCAACAGUUUCGAAUGGGACGUGUGUUCCAGGUUGUGAGCGGCGUUCCCGUGGUCGGCUCACCUCUCCAGGCGGGCAUCAGGCUGAUGGGCAGUCAGGGUAGCCCGCGCCCCAUUCUCAACCCUGAGCAUGUGGGUCGGCCGGUCGUACAGAGCAGGCCCGCGGGCGAACCCUUAGUCCGGCCGGGGCAGGCCACAACGGUGGCCACCUCUUCGAAUGCGGCGGCCAGCCUUCUCAGGCCUGUGGCCGUCGCGCAGCAAACGCCGCCGCUGCUGCCGAGGCCGCUUCCCUCGACUCCCGCACCUUCCACUGUUGUCAACGUUCCAGCAAGAAAAAGGCUGUACUCUGGGUCUGGUGAAAACGACGAGCCCCCGAACAAAAAGAAGAAGGUACUUGCUCACAAAACUAAAGCCAUCCAAUCUUUGAAGGACACCUUCAAUGAUAUUAUCUCCGAAUUGUAUUUCUUAAAAACUGGAGGCAAUAUUAUGGACUACCAUGUCUUCUGUAAAAGACCGUCGUUGCAAUUUAAUGAGUUCACCAAAACUCACAAACUGGACGAGAAUGAACCAGUGAGUGAACUUGCGACUAGCACGCCCGAGACAAAAUCCUCGAUGCCCUCUCAAUCCUCGGAUGCAAGACCUUCCCCACUGACUCGUUUUGCCCCAGUCAAGGUACAAGCCAUCUCAUCUAAGCAAGUGCAGAGCGUGUCGUCAUCGAGUCUGACAGAUUCCGCCUCCAGCAGUCAGCAAAGCAAGAUGGCAGAGAAGGCGAAACAGGAAGCGUAUAUAAUGCAGAGAAUAAGCUCACUGCAGAAGGAUGGUUUGUGGUCAGAGAAGAGGCUUCCCAAGCAGCAGGAACCACCUCGGGCCAAAGCUCAUUGGGACUAUGUGCUCGAGGAAAUGAUUUGGCUGUCAGCCGACUUCGCGCAGGAGAGAAAAUGGAAGAAGAACGCAGCUAAAAAGUGUGCCAAAAUGGUCCAGAAGCAUUUCCAGGAUAAACAGAUUCAAGCGCAGAGAGCAGAAAAGAGCGAGGAGCUGCGGUUAAAGAAGAUCGCAGCAUUUAUCGCGAAAGAGGUGCGUAACUUCUGGAACGACAUCUCCCGCAUUGUGGAGCACAAGAACAAGGCACUGCUAGAAGAAAAGAAGCGGAAGGCGCUGGACCAACACCUCAGCUUCAUUGUGGACCAGACGGAGAAGUAUUCUUCUCAGCUUGCCAAGGAGAUGGGCAGGCCGGAGCUGCAAGAAUUCAACUCGGUAGCAGGCAGCCUCGCGUCAGACGAACACGGUCCAAACUCAGACGUCGAGUUCGAGCCAAACGCCAGUUCUGAUGACGACGAGGAGACGAUCGCCAGGGCUGAGGGCCAGGUCGAGGAGAAGGAGCAGACUGAGGAGGUGAAACUACUGGAGCAAGAGUCCACCCUCCCCCUCGACGAUGUCAUCAACAUGCUGCCCCCUGAAGUGCGUGACGCCAUCAUGCAGGGCAAGAUGGCCACACUGGACACCAAUGAGUCUAAAGAAGAUGACGAUGAGCAGGAUGGAAAGGAUGACGAUGACGACUUUGAAAGUGCACAAAGCUCUUCAGAUGAUGAAGAGACGAUUCAGGAACAAGAGAAAGAAGAGGAACACGUCGAUCACAAGAAAGAACUAAAGGAGCUUGAGGACGACAAUAAUCUUACGGUUGAAGAAUUGCGGGCAAAGUACGCAUCUGUUCCCAGCUCAGAUACAACAGAAUCAAUGGAAGUUGAGGAGUGUGUGGAUUCUGAUGACGAGGACGAUAAUGAUGAAGAUAUGUCCGAGUCUGUAGAAACUGGUGACAAGUCGAGCGCAGAGGAAGAUGAAGAAGUGAGCGAUGAAGAGGAUGAUGACGAAGAUGAGGGAGCGGAGGAGGAAGAACCAGAAGAGGAAAAAGGCACUGACCUUAAGAGUCUCAUAGAAAAUUCUGAAAUGACUGAUGUUGACCGUCUCGCUCACACUGCAGAAGAGUACCAGCCCAAAGGCUAUACUCUGUCCUCAACCAAGGUUGAAACCAAAGUUCCAUUCCUGUUGAAACAUGGCUUGCGCGAGUACCAGCAUGUAGGCCUUGAGUGGUUGGCAACCAUGUACAACAAGAACCUGAACGGAAUCCUGGCUGACGAAAUGGGCCUUGGUAAAACAAUCCAAACUAUAGCGCUACUGGCGCAUCUUGCGUGCGAGAAAGGCACAUGGGGUCCACAUUUGAUUGUGGUGCCCACAUCUGUGAUGCUCAACUGGGAGAUGGAGUUUAAAAAGUGGUGUCCUGCGUUCAAGAUCCUCACCUACUAUGGCUCGCAGAAGGAGAGGAAGGCCAAGAGGACAGGUUGGACAAGAGAGAAUGCAUUCCACGUAUGUAUAACGUCGUACAAGCUUGUGAUCCAAGACCAUCAAAGCUUCCGGCGAAAGAAGUGGGUUUACUUCAUUCUUGAUGAAGCUCAGAACAUAAAAAAUUUUAAGUCACAACGGUGGCAGCUGCUGCUCAACUUCCAGUCGCAAAGGCGGUUGUUGUUGACCGGGACGCCGCUGCAAAAUAAUCUGAUGGAGUUGUGGUCGCUGAUGCACUUUCUGAUGCCCCAUGUAUUUGAGUCUCACAAGGACUUCCGCGAGUGGUUUUCCAACCCGCUGACGGGCAUGAUCGAGGGUAACAACGAGUUCAACGAGAACGUGCUUAAACGGCUGCAUAAGGUGCUGCGGCCCUUUUUGCUUCGACGACUGAAGAGUGAGGUUGAGAAGCAGAUGCCCAAGAAGUAUGAGCACAUUGUCAUGUGCCGCCUGUCCAAGCGCCAGCGAUACCUCUACGACGAUUUCAUGUCCAGAGCAAAGACGAGAGAAACUCUAGCUAGCGGCAAUUUGCUCAGCGUCAUCAAUGUCUUGAUGCAGCUGAGGAAGGUGUGCAACCAUCCAAACUUGUUUGAAGUCCGGCCGAUCAUUUCUCCCUUCCAAAUGGAGGGCAUCGACCUGCACAUUCCGUCGCUCGUCUAUCAUGCUCUUGAUUACAACCACAUAAAGGACAUUGAUCUGGCUGCUGUUAAUCUAUUGCGAAUAAAUUUUGAGUAUACGACGACAGCCUAUGUUGCGCACAGGGUAAAGCGGUACGCGACUAAUAAAAGAACGAUAGAGGAAAUUGACCAGAUGCCUGAGCCACCGCCACCCACCCCGCAGGGCAAGAUUAAGCUGAACGUGCGAGCAAAUCCGUCCAUCCAGCCCAAACCUGUUUCCGUCACUCAGAGCUCUAACUUCAUGUUAAAGGUGAUGCCUGGGACGUCUCCCGUCUUUAAGCAUGUGACUGUGAAAACUAAUGGAGGCCAACCAGUGACGAUCAAGCUGAAGACGAACAACGCUGGCACGCCUCUGCCCUUGCAAGUGUUCCAGAGCGCUGAGGGCGGUCUCAAGGCCCUGCAGGUGGCUCCGAUGAACGUGGCUGGUUCUGCAGCCGUGCUUAAGACGGUGGCGCGGCCCGCCACCACUUACCCACAACUCGUGCAGACUGCUGAAGGGAAGUUGUUCAUGACUGCGCAGCAGCCUGCUGGUGUAUCUGGGGCUGCUCUGGCCGCCGGACGUCCCGUGCUCAGGGUACCGCCCAUGCAAGCUAAGGUUACAACACCUCUCGUCUGCAAGCCUAAGGAAGCCGGCGCCCCUGUCGUCAGGUCGCCUGCCCAGAUUUCGCUCUCUUCGCCCCGCAGCCUCGUCACUAAUAUGACCGACUCGGUGCGCAUCGGCUUUGAAGCUCCCAAGCCUAAGUCGCAAUUCUAUCUGGACGACAUUGAGAAGGCAAGAAAGCAGAUGCGUAAGGACAAGCUGAACCUGCUGAGCCGGAUCAACGCGUACCACAGCGAAUCGUGCCCCCUGUUCGGGGAAGACCUGCUAGACUCGUGCGACAUGGUGCACUCGUUUGCCAAACCAACCACCAUGUUCUCACCAUUCCACUGGAGGCAGAGCACGGGCCUAAUCAACUGCAUGAAGGCGCAAGACGAUAUGCUCCAGAACGAACUCUGGGUCGUCACUAACCCGCUGCGUGACGCCAUAUACUCCCAUGACGACAGGGUACAGCAGCUCUCUGACGUUAUAAGCAGAUUUGUACUGUUCGUUCCGGCGGUUAAUGCGCCAGUGCCAAGAGUGCACGCAUCACACGGACAUCCAUCUAAGCUGAGAACGGAGGCUCUGCGCGAAGAGGCUCUGUGCCAUGAGCUGGUUCCGCGCUCCAAGUUGCUGCACCCUAUAAUCAACAACAUGAGCACGCAGUUUCCAGAUCCUAGACUGAUUCAAUACGAUUGUGGCAAACUACAAGUCCUAGACAAGCUGUUGAGAGAGUUGAAGAGUGGUGGACACCGGGUGCUGCUGUUCACCCAGAUGACGCGGAUGCUGGACGUCCUCGAGUCGUUCCUAAACUACCACGGAUACAUUUACCUUCGUCUUGAUGGCACCACCAAAGUCGACCAGCGAAUGGUUCUCAUGGAGAGAUUCAACAAUGACAAGCGCAUUUUCGCGUUCAUCCUAUCUACAAGGUCAGGCGGCGUAGGCGUUAAUUUGACCGGCGCGGACACAGUUAUCUUCUAUGAUAGUGACUGGAACCCAACAAUGGACGCGCAGGCGCAGGACAGAUGUCAUCGUAUCGGCCAGACCAGGGACGUUCACAUUUACCGUCUUGUUAGUGAAAUGACCGUGGAGGAAAAUAUUCUGAAGAAAGCCAACCAGAAGCGGCUACUCGGAGACCUCGCCAUCGAGGGUGGAAACUUCACCACCGCCUAUUUCAAAAACUCCACGAUUCACGAGCUUUUCAACGUGAACGUGAGUGAGAGCAGCGCAGCAAGGCGAAUGGCGGAUGUGCUUGAACACACACAACAGCAGCCUGAAAGCAUGCUCAAGGUCUACUCUUCGGAUGACAACACGCAAGAGGAUGAGAUGGUCACGAAAGACAAGACGGCUGUAAAUAAUUUGGAAAGCGUCUUGGCCGCGGCUGAGGAUGAGUCGGAUGUGAUCGCGGCGAGAACAGCACGCGCAGAGGUGGCUGCCGAGCUUGAAGAGUUUGACGAGAACGUCAACAUUGAGGAGAAACCGGAAACGGAAACUCUAAGCAAGGCGGAACAGGAGUUCCAGAAUCUGGUUGUAAAUUUGAAUCCGGUGGAGCGGUACGCUCUAAAAUGGGUGGAGCAGUCUGAGGCGUCCUCAGCGGCAGAGCAACUGGCGGCGACAGAGGCAGAGAUGGAGCAGCAGAAAAGGGAGUGGGAGUUGCAAAGACUGAAGGCGGCCGAGGAGCAGCGGCUAGCGGAGGAGGCAGAGCAGAUGACCGCCAGUCAGGACCUGCUGACGUACUCAUCGCGCGAUGCCAGAGCACAGAUUUGGAAAUCUGGAGAGGAUGUUAUGCCUAUGUGGUGCCCGCCUACUCCGCCUCAGGAGGCCACUGACGUCUACAUAGACCACAAUUUGGAUUUCUUGUACGAGAGCGCACCCAUGCCGGAAGACAAGUUGCCCAGUUUCCACACGAAGCAAAGCCUGAAGAGGGCCCGUGAUUAUGUGCCUGGCAUCGACAGGGACCGCCGACCUUUCAAUAAGCUCCGGAGGAUCGACGAGGUUGUCAGCAGUGCACACGCUGCUAGAUCACUGUUCGACCGGCCGUCGCCAGCGCUGCUCAAGAUCCGCAAGGAGUGGAAGAACCAGAAGCUGCGGGGCAUCGGUGGCGCCUCCCGCUUCACCUCUUUGGCGCCGCUCACGGCCAACCUGCUGCAGCAGCAGCGGGCGGCGUUGGUCGCCAAGCCGCAAAUGAACGUGCAGCCGGACAACCAGCCACCGUGGCUGAUCUUCGAGGACUGGGCCCUGCUGCAGACCAUGCAAAAUAUGCAGGAGAUCAACCCAAACAUCGUCAUAAACCCGGGACACACGCCCAACUUUGACCUUAUGUCCGACAUGGUCAACACAGUCUCCAGAAACUUUCGCUCGCAGAAGCAGUGCCGCCUCAGGUGUGAGACUGUCAUUAUGCCGAGAGAGGAGGGAAGAGUGCAACUUGAGCCAAGCCCUAAAAAGCUCAAGAAGCACAAAGGCCUUCACAAGGCACAGCAGCCUGGAAGACCGCUGCGCACGUCGCAGUUGUUUGCUCAGGACAAUGGUGCCUCUUUCACAAAGGACAUGACUGACCGAUUUGACGUGAUUUUGGGCAUUGCUGCGAAACGCGCUCCACCCGUCAAGCCCAUGCACCCAGCUGCAGUCAAAAACACCAAGCUGCCAGCGAUCCUGGCCGAGCAGGGCAUCAACUUUGACCAGCCGCUCACGCCCAUCGAGGUCAUCCUCAAGCGCAACGAGAAGAUCAACAAGGUCAAACACCAACAGAAUAACCUGGCCGAACAUUAUCGCCUGCAAAACCAAGUUCAAUCAGGCGGACAGGUAGCAAAGUUGGUCAGUGGCCAGGCUGCGAGCACUUCUUCAUCCUCGUCCCCAGCGUCCUCCGUGGCCGCGAUGGCCGUGUCGUCACCGGCAUCAUCCCCGGCGACACCACCUCCAAACGCCAGCACUUCCAACAGUGGCGUCGCGCCGGUCGUGGUCAACAUCUCGCAGCACCCUACGGCGGUAUCGCAGACCGUAACAGGGGCCGUCGCGACCGCCUCCGCUCAGGCCUCCGGGGGCGGCGCCACUCUGCAGAGUGUCAGCCAGCAGAUCCGUUCGCCGCGCACGACGGUGGCGUUGACCGUACAGUCGCCAGGUGGGAAUUUGGUGCCAGUCACACAGAUUCCGGUCCAGCAGGCCCAGCGCUUCACCACCGCCAGUCUGGUCGCAUCACACAAUGCAGGCAAAGGUGGAACGCUGGUGUCUGGCAAGAGCCUGACGCAAGCACAGGUGAACAGCCUGUUCCGGCAGCAGCAACUCUUGCAGCAGAAGAAGCUGCAGGCGGCGGCGGCGGCCGCAGCUGCCAACGCCGAAGCCGGAGGGUCCGUGACCGCAACCAGGACCGCCACAAUAGCAAGCUCAUCCGGAGGGACGGCGACCAUCGUCAGCCAGAAGGCUGGUGCACAAGGAGCGGCGGGAACUGCGUCGCUCACCGCGCUCCAGCUCCACCAACGCACUCCUAUCCAGUACCAGAAGCCAACAAGCAUUGUGGCGGCCGGGAAAGGAGCAAGGACUAUGUCAGAGGCUGACUUAAACAUCCUGCUCAAGCGGCAAAUGUUGCAUAACCAAAAGCCGGCAGCCGCUGGUACAACGGCCACGUCGUCAGGUGCCAGUUCACCGGCACAAAUCCAGGCUUCGGGCAGCACCUCCUCCCCUCAACUCACCCCACAAACCGUGCAGUUCAAAACGGCCGUGGCUCCGACAGCUCGGGCGGGCGCCAAUACUCAGCAGCAGGUGCGCCAAAUGAUGAUCGCCCAACGAAAAUUGCCUCAAGGAAAGGUGAUACUGCAAGGCAACCAGAAGCACAUAUCGGCGGUGACGAUGCAGCAGCUGCAGGUGUUAAGGCCUGGCGGCGGCAAUUCUCCGAUUGUGACGCACGCGGUCGUGACGAAAAACGUGGGCGGCUCGGUGCAGCGAGUAAUACCCGUGGGCACGACCACCGGCAACCCGCAGCUCAAGCAGCAGACCUUCCAGGUGGUCACGGCGGGAGGGCAGCAGAUCACUGGCCGAUCCGGCAACCAAGUGCUCACCUUCCAAGACGCCUCCAUCAGGCAACCUGUCAGCGUCACCCUGUCCAACAGGGCCGGCGUCUCUCCCGCGCAAACGCAAGCGCUCAUAUCGCAGGUGACUGCAGCGUUAAACAACAGCCCAACCAUCCUCCGGCAGGGUUUCAUUCCUGGCCAGGGUCCAGUGCGGAUCACUUCUCCUAGCCUGAUCCAACAGCAGAAGCAGGCGACAGCCACGGUGACUGCUGCGGCGACCCAAGACAACACUACGGCGACAGCGUCUACGUCCGCUGCACCGACCACAGCGUCUCCAGCCGCGCAACAACAGCAGAAUCCAAGCACGGAUUGAAUGAAUUUCCUUCUGGCGGAAUUUUAAACUCAAUUUAAAAAACGAGUGGUAUAUAGUUAGAUGUUUACGUUUAAAUGGCCAGAGAGAGGCUCAUUGCGAUCCUUAAUAUUUAUUCUUUCGUGAAUUUGGAAUUGAAUGUUGCUUUUUAUUGGAAUAAAAAGUGCAGCCAA